AUGUCCGACAACCAAAUACACGAAUUUUUCAAGCGCAAGUCUGCGAAAUGGAAUAUCUCGGACUUUUUGGAUGAAAGCAACGAUGAACAAUUCAAAAAGAAAAUAGAUGCGUAUAUUAAAUCUCUUGAGAAUAUUGGAAUAAAUGGCGUGGCAGGAAAUCUUCUCGUUUCUUUGCCAUUCAAGACUUUUCGUCGAGCCACAAAACCAAUGUUGGGGCACAGGCGAACUUCUCGUUUUUUGUCUGAUGUUCAAGACUUCUCGUCGACCCACAUUGGUCCCAUUGAGGCAUCAGGCGAACUUCUCGAUACUCGGCCUGAUCGUCAAGAAGCAAGAACAUGGAGAAAGAAGCAUAAGGAGCGUAAAUCAACCGGUGAACCCUCAGUUCACCUCCACCAUACAGAGAUUGGGACUAUCAAUGGCGAUACCGGGGAUAUCAGCACUAUUGAGGAAUGGAAGGAAAUUACCACCUCAGAGGUUAAGGAUAAACCGAAACUUGAACAUUCUCUCGUGGAAUUGCUGAAAAUAUAUACGGUUGACAAUGUUGAGAGGUUACAAGAAAUUCUUUUUGAAUCGUUUGUACCAGAUGGAGGCAAAUAUGAUCGAAACAUUUAUUACGAUCUUAAUUUUAUUAAUUACGCUUACCGAGGAAUGCUAUUUUUGUGGGAAAGGAAAGAAAACCCUUUUAUUGAGAGAUUAGAGGGUUGGUAUGAAAUGAACGUUUGGAGCCACUUGAUUGACCCGGCUUUCCACAAUCUGAACAUCGAUUUAGUACGUGGCGAGGGGAUGAGUCUUGCAUCGAGUGAUAGGAAGAAUCUUGAAAGAACAAUACAUGCUCGAAAGAAGAUUGGUCGAAAAGGUGAUGGCGUUUUCAGAUUAUGCAUGGAUCGUUUAGAAUUUGGCGCUAUAGAAAGCGGGCGUAAAUGGGAAGGGCAAAGUGGAACCAAAUAUAUGACAGAUUCCUUGAAAAUAUGUAAAAUGUUGAAGGAUAUGUUAAACCAGCUCGCUACUGAGUGUGAUACGAGAGAAAAUCUUGUAAGAAAAUUGCAAGUAGUUGGGAUGCUUCAUGGAGCAAACAGAAUUCAGGUCAUCACAGUCGAUCUUCCUAAGGGCUAUGUUACUCGUAUCCAACAUAGAAAAGUCCGUGAAGUUGCUGGUCGUCUAACAAAAUCUAAACCGCUUGCUUUGGUUCUGAAGGAGAUACUAUAUGCAAAAUCUAUCAUCACACAAACAUUGGAUAUUAUAAACAAUAAGGAUGAUGUUGAUCUCGAAAAUUUUCUUGAUGAUUCUGAUGAACAAGAUGGAUAUCACACCUCCAGGACUAUUGCUGUAUCUAAGACAUUUAUGAAGACAGGGCGUACUAAAGAUGUAGUUAAUGAGAAAAAGAGACAG
This is a messenger RNA of Ambispora gerdemannii, 1389 nucleotides long. Lineage: Eukaryota; Fungi; Glomeromycota; Glomeromycetes; Archaeosporales; Ambisporaceae. The record is from the annotation of a GenBank genome assembly.